AUGUCCGCACCAGUCAGGGAUGUCCACAACCAUCUUCUCUUUGAGGUUGCAUGGGAAGUCGCCAACAAAGUCGGAGGUAUCUACACAGUCAUCAAGACCAAGGCCCCGGUAACCUGCCACGAGUAUGGUGAUCGAUACUGUCUCUUGGGCCCCUUGGCUUACAAGUCGGCCCCGAUGGAAGUAGAAGCCAUCGAACCUGACACGCCCGAGAUGAGAGACUCGCUCCAGUCGAUGAAGGAUCGUGGGGUCAAGUAUCUUUACGGACGUUGGUUGAUCGAAGGCGGCCCCAAAGUCUUGCUCUUCGACACCGGCUCCAUGAUGUCUCGCUUGGACGAAUGGAAGACCGACUUGUGGAACCUGGCCGGGAUCCCGGCGCCCCCAAACGAUAGCGAAACUAACGAUACGAUCGUCUUUGGCUACUUGGUGGCCUGGUUUUUGGGCGAAUUUGCCUCCCGCGAAACUUCCAAGGCGAUCAUCGGACACUUCCACGAGUGGCUUGCUGGCCUUGCUAUCCCUCUCUGCCGCAAGCGUCAAAUCGACAUCACCACGAUUUUUACCACUCACGCCACACUUCUAGGCCGUUACCUCUGUGCCGGAUCAGUCGAUUUUUACAAUAACCUACAGUAUUUUGACGUCGAUCACGAAGCCGGCAAAAGAGGGAUCUAUCACAGAUAUUGUGUCGAGCGGGCAUCAACGCACUGUGCCGAUGUCUUUACCACUGUCUCUCACAUCACUGCAUACGAAAGUGAACACCUACUCAAAAGGAAGCCUGACGGAGUGUUACCGAAUGGAUUGAAUGUAGUCAAAUUUUCAGCCAUGCACGAAUUUCAAAACAUCCAUGCGAUCUCGAAGCAAAAGAUUCAUGAUUUUGUGCGUGGGCACUUCUAUGGCCAUUAUGAUUUCGACUUGGACAAUACGUUAUACUUCUUUACAGCCGGGCGGUAUGAGUACCGCAACAAAGGAGUGGAUAUGUUUAUCGAAUCUCUUGCUCGUCUCAACCACAAACUCAAGACGAUGAAGUCCAAGAUCACAGUAGUGGCGUUUAUCAUCAUGCCAGCAGCGACGCAUUCCUACACAAUUGAAGCUCUCAAAGGCCAAGCGGUGACCAAACAACUCCGAGAUACGGUAACUGAAAUCCAAAACCGAAUCGGAAACAGACUGUUUGAGAUGACGGCUCGCUACACUGGUGAGAUUGGCACGGAAGUGCCUGACCCAUCGACCCUGCUCUCUGCCGAAGACAAGAUCUUGUUGAAGCGUCGAGUCUUUGCUCUCAAGAGGAACUCCCUUCCACCGGUCGUCACUCAUAACAUGGCCGAUGAUAGCGCGGAUCCUAUCCUCAAUCAAAUCCGUCGUGUUCAGCUCUUCAACGGAAGCCACGAUCGCGUCAAAGUUAUCUUCCAUCCCGAGUUCUUGAACUCCAACAAUCCCAUCCUCGGCUUGGAUUACGAGGAAUUUGUUCGGGGAUGCCACUUGGGCGUAUUCCCAUCAUACUAUGAACCUUGGGGGUACACACCAGCGGAAUGUACUGUCAUGGGAGUACCAAGCAUAACAACAAACUUGUCCGGUUUUGGUUGCUUCAUGGACGAGUUAAUAGAAAACCCCCAUGAGUACGGGAUCUACAUUGUUGACCGAAGAAUGAAGUCAGUCGAGGACUCGGUCAAUCAACUCACCGAUCAGAUGUUAGAAUUCUGUACCAAGACUCGUCGCCAAAGAAUCAACCAACGUAACCGGACCGAAAGAUUGUCGGAUCUCUUGGAUUGGAAGUCGCUCGGAUUGGAGUAUUCGAAGGCUCGACAGCUGGCGCUCAGGAGAGCCUAUCCAGACAGCUUCACUGCUGAAGAUAAUGAGUUCGAAUCAAGCUCGGCUAAGAUUGGUGCACCCUUCAGUGCCCCUGGAAGUCCAAGAUAUAGGUCAGGAGCCAUGACACCUGGUGACAUUGGAACGCUCACUGAGGAUUUGGAAGGACUUGGGACGUCAGACUACAUGGGCAACGCGCGUUGGGAUUCUACAUCGAGUGUCAACCGUGACGAAGACAGCUAUCCGUUCCCCUUGGUGAUGAAGCGCAGGACAGGUUCGAUCGGCGGGGCGUCUGGCCAAAGCACUCCAGGUGCCAACGGGAGCCAUCUCAAUGGGAGCGGUAAAGCCACUGCCGCUGCUGGUAAAGAAAAAAUGCUGAGCGAGGGCGACCUUAAGAAGGCCGAUGAAGCCUUGGUCAGCUGUUAA
Puccinia triticina is the source of this 2223-nucleotide messenger RNA. RefSeq lists its product as uncharacterized. The record is from RefSeq and is a predicted model, not a curated record. Gene Ontology annotation, molecular function: alpha-1,4-glucan glucosyltransferase (UDP-glucose donor) activity. NCBI's taxonomy places the organism in Eukaryota, Fungi, Basidiomycota, Pucciniomycetes, Pucciniales, Pucciniaceae. The transcript is spliced from 9 exons. Gene Ontology annotation, biological process: glycogen biosynthetic process. The coding region runs from base 1 to 2223 and encodes 740 amino acids. Gene Ontology annotation, cellular component: cytoplasm.